GAGGAGGAUCCUAUUGUCAACUGGGAAGAAAGUUAAACGUUGGGAGGGAGAGAGAUAACUUUUCAAAUGCCAUUUAUCCUCAGCUUUGGUGCCCUGGGCAGGAACUGGUUAAUGGAUCUGUGAUCUGUGCUGGAAUCUACGGCAUCCGCAGAAAGAAAAUCUGUCCUCGUGCAAAUGAGAAAUUCUUUAUGAAAAUGCACCAUUUCUUCUGAAAGCAAUCUGAUUUGUAAAUUGAAAGAAAUGAACCGGCCAAUCGAUCACAUGAAGAGUCGACUAAAAAUGCAUUCGGCUCCCCGACUAAGGAGUGUGGAGGUUGCGAGAGGAAGAUCGGGUUAUGGUUUUACACUUUCUGGACAAGCGCCGUGUGUAAUUGGUCGUGUUGUUAAGGAAAGCCCUGCGGAAUUUGUGGGACUGAAGCCCGGGGAUCAGAUAUGUGCGGUAAAUGAGAUUAAUGUUAAAACAGCUUCCUAUGAAGAUGUAGUCAAGUUAAUUGGAAAAUGUUCUGGUGUUCUUCACAUGGUCAUUGCUGAAGGAAUCCACCAUCUAGACUCCUGUUCCAGUGACGAGGAGGUUGCUUACUAUGAAGGAAAAUCCUGUUUAAAGCCCAGGCCUGAUUCUAAGGCACUGGGUAUAAACAGAGCUGAGAGGGUAGUUGAAGAAAUGCAAUCUGGUGGAAUAUUCAAUAUGAUCUUUGAUCAUCCCAGCAUUGGUGCUGGUAAAUCUGACAACCAUGUCCCAAAACAAAGGUCAAGAUCGAUGUCGACUUCUCAUUAUGAAACCAGAAGAGAGAAAAUGAAGAAACAAGACAGUUUCUCAAAAGGACAUGAAAUAUCAAAGGUGUUGAGUAAUGACUGUCUGUUCUCUAAUGGACUACAGAACUUAGAUGACUUUGAAUUAGAUGCAAGCAUCCUAAAUGUUGGCAUGAUAGUUGGGUACCUAGGUUCCAUUGAACUCCCCUCUACAAGCUCGAAUCUUGAGUAUGAUAGUUUACAGGCCAUUCGUGGGUGUAUGCGUAGACUAAGGGCUGAACAAAAAAUACACUCACUGGUAUUGAUGAAAAUAAUGCAUGACAGUAUUCAUCUUUGCACUGACAAAGCAGGGAUUAUAGCUGUGUAUCCUGCUGAAAAACUGGCAUUUAGUGCUGUAUGCCCUGACGAUAGAAGGUUUUUUGGACUUGUUACCAUGCAGAGCAGUGAUGAUCAAAGUUUGGCUCAAGAUGAAGGAAUUUUAAGGACUUCAUGUCAUGUUUUUAUGGUAGAUCCUGAGCUUUUCCAUCAUAAAAUACAUCAAGGCAUUGCCAGAAGAUUUGGGUUUGAAUGUACUCCAGAUCCAGAUACCAAUGGUUGCUUGGAGUUCCCAACAUCCUCUUUGCCUGUUCUGCAAUUUAUCUCUGUUCUAUACAGAGACAUGGGAGAAUUGAUUGAAGGCAUGAGGGCAAGAGCAUUUUUGGAUAAUGAUGUAGAUGCCCAUCAGAACAACAGUACCAGUAGUAACAGUGACAGUGGAAUUGGGAAUUUUAACCAGGAAGAAAAACCAAGCAGAGUAUUGGUUGUUGAUUUAGGAGCAGCCCCAACAAAACAUGUUCCUCAUGCUUUAUGGGAGAAUCAAGUAGGAAGAGUGCCGAAUUCUCCAGUGCCACACUGGAAUGGCUAUGGUAAUGAAGAAGAAGGCCAUUUCUCAUUUCAGGGGGUACAGGCUGAUAAACAACAAAACUUUAAAAAGCACUUAGGACCAUCUGCUCGUAUUGAAGUCCCAGUGAUUUCUCCAAGAGGACCAUUGCCACCAAUGCCCUCAUCAAAAAAGGCUAGCACAAUGGAUGCUGGAAGCCAGCGGUGGCUACCUGUUCAUGUAAUACGAGACUGGCAACAUGGAAAUGUUAGUGAUCAGGAGUCAUAUGCCGAGUCUACUGAUGGUUGGUCCAGUGUAAACUGUGGCACACUUCCUCCGCCGAUGAACAAAAUUCCUGCUGACAGAUACAGAGUCGAAGGGAAUUUUUCACAACCUCCACUUGCGACUCAUAAGGAUGACUGGUCUAAAAAAGUCUUUGAUGUUCCCAAAAUGUUUGGAGCAUCACACUCCUCCAAGAAGGGGAAGGAGGAUAGAAAGAGCUCAAAAUUUGCCCAUAAGAUUGGCUUGGCCCAUGCUCCUCAACGAUCAUCAGGUCGAAGGUCAUUUGGAAGAUCUAAACGAUAUAGCGUCACCCGCUCUUUGGAUGAUCUUGAGGCUGCUACAGUCUCAGACGGAGAAUUAAAUAGCACAGAUCUGAAAGGAUGUAUCAGCGAGAACAGCCUAAGCAGCAAUGCCAGCCUUCCCAGUGUGCAGAGCUGCCGAAGACUGGGAGAACGCAGAGUAGCCAGCUGGGCCGUAUCUUUCGAACGUCUUCUCCAGGACCCAGUUGGUGUUCGAUACUUUACAGAAUUUUUGAAGAAGGAGUUCAGUGAAGAAAAUAUUCUUUUCUGGCAAUCAUGUGAAUAUUUUAGCAGGGUGCCAGCUCAUGACAAAAAUGAGCUUUCCUACAGAGCACGGGAAAUAUUUAACAAGUUUCUGAGUAGCAAGGCAACCACCCCAGUUAAUAUAGAUAGUCAAGCCCAGCUGGCCGAUGAUGUACUCAAUGCUCCUCAACCGAAUAUGUUUAAAGAACAACAGCUUCAGAUUUUUAAUCUCAUGAAGUUUGACAGCUACACCCGGUUCCUGAAGUCCCAUCUAUACCAGGAAUGUAUGCUUGCAGAAGUCGAGGGGCGCUCUUUACCAGACCCUCAGGAGGUUCCCAGCAGCCCUACCUCAAAGCACAGUAUCAGCUCAGACCGUUCCAACAUCUCCACUCCAAAAAAGCAGCAGCUCAGUAAAAAAAACAAGUCCGGAAGAUCUCUGAACGAAGAAUCUGGGGGAGAGGACGAUGGUGAUAGGAAGAAGAGGGGGGCAUUCUUCUCAUGGUCCCGGAGUAAAAGCAUGGGAAGGUCGCAGAAGAAAAAAAAUGAAAAUGGAGAUUUUUCCAAUGAAUCUACGGUUAUCAACGGAGUUUCUGGCAGGAGACGGGAAUCGCAAGGCUCUGUGUCCUCUUCGGCAAGUCUCGAGCUGAUUAAUGGUGGCACUAAUGGCACUAUGCUUGAGUUCGAAUCAUCAAGGGUGUCCUCGUCUUUAUCAGAGAAAGAGAAAUCAUCUAAGCACUGUUACAUCACUCUCCCGGACGCCUCUUCCUGCACUAUGGUCGUUAAAUCUGGAUUUUCUAUUAAGGACAUUCUGAGCGGUCUGUGCGAGAAACAUGGCUUCAAUAUUGCCGCUGUUGAUCUGUUUUUAGUUGGAGGAAGUAAGCCUCUUGUACUGAGCCAAGACAGCAGCAUUUUAGAAUCCCGAAAUCUAAGAAUAGAAAAGCGUACUUUAUUUCGUUUGGACCUUGUACCAAUUAACAGAUCCGUGGGGCUGAAAGCCAAACCGACCAAACCUGUGACUGAGGUCCUACGUCCUGUCGUGGCGAAAUAUGGACUGAAUCUUAAUGAUCUGGUAGCAAGACUUAGUGGGGAGCAGGAACUUCUAGAUUUGGGAGUGCCCAUUUCCAAUCUGGAUGGACAACGUGUUGUACUGGAAGAGAAGGAGAAUAUCAGGGGGAAAGAUAAACAGAAGGCACCAUUGUUGAAAUCUAAUCCCACCAUGAUGGGAAACUCCAGAAGUUCGACUUCACCGGAAGAAGACAGACCUCUGGUAAAAUCUGCCUCCAUUAGGCUGAAGGGAGAAAAUGGAAAGCUUGGGAGGGAUGCACGAAUGAUGAGAAAAGAUGAAGUUGUUAUGAGGACAGGUAGAAAAAAGCAGCAGAGAAUUAAUUUGGACGAAGCAGAAGCAUUUUUUGAGCUCAUUUCUAAGGCUCAAAGUAACAGAGCAGAAGAUCAACGUGGCCUUCUCCGUAAAGAAGACCUUGUUCUUCCAGACUUCCUUCGUUUGAGCCCAGCCGAUCCAGUUUCUUCCAGCUCAUCUGCUCAAAACAGUGGCAACAAAAGGACAGGAAAGAAUGAUGGGUUUGAUAAAGGAAGUCAACCUUCUCGAGCAUCUCAUGAUGUAAAACCAGAGUUUUCACACAAUGGCAGCGGUAAACCUGUCAGACCAAGUUCUUUGGAUAAAAGAGACAAAUCAGACUUUAUGCCACCCAGCUCUAGAAAAGCCUAUGCUCCAUUCACUGCUCCAUUGUCUCCAAUUCCUCAUUUGCAAGUGCAAAAUAUCCCAAGUCGGGAGAGACAAUCAAAAGACCUGCACUCGGAAAACAUUCAAACCAUAGAGGAUGAUAAUGUAGCGGACCUAACAUUAAUGGCCGAAGGAGAUAUUAACAGCCCUAACAGUACUUUGUUGCCAUUUCCACCAAGUCCGUCUUGCAAUCUGAGUAAGCUAUCAGAAGCCAACUAUUCACCACCACCUCCAAUCACUGCUAGUCAAGAUAAAUCUCCAUAUCAAAGACCAGGCAACAGUGGAAAAAAGAAAUCACUUUCACGCAGCUCAGAGAGCUUUUGGGAGCAGACUGACAUUAGCUACAAGGACAAUGCGGUUCUGAAGAAGGCGGACAGGUCUAAUAGAUCGGCUAAUCCUUUUCCAUCUAGCAGAGUCAUUGACGUAGACGAAGUUAAAGAGGGAGCAAGGAGGCAAUAUUCCAAAGAGGACACAGAGGGGAACCUAAGUUUUGAAGGGUAUAUUUCAGAGCUGAAGUCCUGUAAAGGCCGCACACGUACAGGUGUAUGCAGGACAUCUGACCUCCCAUCAAUGGUAAAGGCUAAGAGUGAAAAAACAAAAGAGUCAGACAAAACAUACAAAGCAACGUUUGUGUAACACCGUCACUGCCUAUGGAAAAGUAUCUAUAGACAACUUAGUUGGUCUCUGUGAAACUACUGAAUGUAUACAAGAAAGGUGUUUGGCUUGUUCCAGCCAAUUUAUCCAGAUCCACACUACAUAACGAAACAAAAACAAAACAAACAAACAAAUGAAUCUUCAGUACAUAGUUUUGAAGGAACAUUUAUGGAUUGUACUUUUUUGCCAACUUCUUGUUGAUCAAUACCAACAUGCAGACGUUCCCUUUACGCUUUUUUUAAUGCUCUUUUACAAGGUUUGAUGCAAUUCAUAAUACUGGAUUAUGGAGCAUUGAUCACAGAUUACAGUAUUCCUGAAAAUAUGUUAAAUCGACAUUUAAUUAGGUGUCAUUAACAGACGCUGAUAAUGUCCCAGAUGUGUUACGGUAGCCCGCUGGUACAUGUAUAUUUUUUUAUAUAGUUGUGAAUAUCUUUAUACAUUAUUUUAAACCCAAGUAAGUAAAAGCCUUUGCUUGUUGUGAUGUUGUAUUGUUCUUUAAUCUCAAAGAUGUGACAAAACCAUAUAAUUCCAUUCAGCAAAUUCUUAGUUUUAGGGGUUAUUUUCAUAUUUCAGUUGUUCAAUUAUUAAAUGGUUUAUAUGUCUUAAAGGGACAGUCUAAGCACCAAAA
Pelobates fuscus (common spadefoot toad) is the source of this 5455-nucleotide messenger RNA. RefSeq names its product regulator of G protein signaling 12 (gene RGS12). Gene Ontology annotation, molecular function: GTPase activator activity; protein binding. The transcript is spliced from 18 exons. Gene Ontology annotation, cellular component: plasma membrane; cytoplasm; nucleus. Lineage: Eukaryota; Metazoa; Chordata; Amphibia; Anura; Pelobatidae. Gene Ontology annotation, biological process: signal transduction; regulation of G protein-coupled receptor signaling pathway. The coding region runs from base 241 to 4809 and encodes 1522 amino acids. The record is from RefSeq and is a predicted model, not a curated record.